Molecule: messenger RNA, 2108 nt
Organism: Acaromyces ingoldii
Lineage: Eukaryota; Fungi; Basidiomycota; Exobasidiomycetes; Exobasidiales; Cryptobasidiaceae
Exons: 11
Coding region: 286-2043 (585 amino acids)
Source: RefSeq, a predicted model, not a curated record
GCCACACCAGACCUCGGGCGCGCCAUGCCUAUAGCACACCCAUGCGGCCUCGUCGUCGUGCGGACAGUGCAAGUCAGAAAGGAGCUUCUGAGUGGAGGAGAAUGCGUGGUGGGCCUGUGCGUGUCUCCGCUGACACUGAUACCAGCGCUGGUGUAGGCAGCCGUCGCUUCACGAAAAUACCACCACCACGACCAGCAGCAUUGAUCAGCCGUGCUCGUGGCCAGCAAAGACAAGAUGAAAAAGGCAUCCAAGGUGGUCAAUAAGGAUCCAAUCUUGGAGAUCCCCAUGGCUGAGCCGGGCUCGCAGCCAAAGUGCGGGUGCAAGCCUGUGGGCAAGAAGAACCGGUAUGAUUGUCAGACUCACAAACAAAAGGUUCCGGUGCCUCUACUGCAAGGCUUUGUCCCCGUCGGCGCUGAUGACGACGGAAGCGGAUCCCAAGUGAAAACACUGACUCUUGGGGCGAUCGACCUCGCUCGUCCGGAGAGCAACCAGAUGAACAAUCAGAUUUUCCUCUUCAAGCAGUCCCGCAGCACUCCCGUAUGGCAGACGGAUCGGCUUGGUGGUGAAAAGCCAACCAAGGUCGGGCACACUUGCACAUUUGAGGUGCUGCUGUAUCGCGGCAUCGCCAGGAGCCAAGCUGGCCAGCAGCCAAAAGCGCUUGAGAGCGAGUUGUUUGUCUACACGGGCAACUGCCAGCCGGUGAUCAUGUCGGACAAGUUCAUGCGCUUUGAGGACCUUCGCGAUCGGCUCUCGUACCAAUCAGCAGCCAACCAGUAUUCAGCCGACUUUGAUCUUGUCCAGAACGCGCAGCAAAACGGAAAGCUGCCCUUUGAGCUCUGGGACCCUGACGGCAACCCUAUCACGGGUCUCAAGGUGUAUAAGCACUUCUUCGACCAAGCCAAGCUAUGCGAUCAAGCUUCAAAGGGUUUUGUCAGUGAUAUCAACAAGCAAUUCCUAGCUUACUGCUCACUUGCCGCGGCCGCAAGCAGGGCGCCUCCCAAGCCCUUUUCGGUCAUGGCGCGCUUCUGGGACCUCAACUUCAGGCUCGAGGUAGGCAUCACUCUUUCAGAAAACACCGCCAUCGCAGAGGUCAUCGGCGGCGGCAAGGGCGGCGGUGGCGCCAAAAAAGGCGGCGGCAAGAGCAGCAGAAAGGAGUUCUUGACGGCCAGGGCGGCACAGGCCUUGAAAGAUCUCAAAGUGGCCGAUCCGUCGCAGCUCGAGAUUGUGCCGCGCAGGGAAAACGAGCAUACCGAGCUCCUCGGCGCACACCCGUCCAUGUUCUACCAGCUCUACGUGAGCAAGGCUGCUUUCAAGGAGCUACAGCGCGAGGGUCUGUACAAGCCCGAGCGAACAUUCAAGCCGAACGCUGUUCAAGUCUGCAAGAACGCCCAGGAGACGCUGGUCCAGGGCAAGUCCAAGGACGACAUGUAUCCGGUGGUCACGUUCAAGGAGGCGGAAGUGGUCGAUUCGACGAUAACGCUCAGCAAGCUGCACAGUGCCAAGUCUGGCAGCCGCAAGACGGUAGAUUCGCAGAAUGCAGUCAUGAAUGGCAUUGGGGCACCCGAGAUUGCCACACUGCUCUGGAAAGAACAAGAUAAAGGUCAGCGGAGCGGGAAGCUGAUUGCAGAGUGGCUCCACCGCUCUGCCUUCUCGUACGGCGGACUCAAGGGAACGCUGGCCUCCUCGCAGGUGCAGGAGAACCUCAUCUUUGGAAGCUCGGAGACCAACACAAUGAUGAUCAGAUACGAGGAGUGGAUCAAGGAGCUCGUCAGGACGGGGAACAACAUGCGUCUGACUACCACCCUGCGGCGCUUUCCCAAGGUAGACAAGAAAGGCAAGUCGGGCUGGCUGUGCGAAAGGAUGGAGUACGCGUGCACGCUUCGGACGACAAAAGCCGUGCUCCGCUCCGGGCUGACGGCCGCCGCCAAUCCGGCCGUGCUGCAGAUUUUUCGCCCUUUUGGCCGAUGCUUCCCCAGCCGGGCCGAGAUCAAGAUCGACAAGUAUGUCAAUUCGCUCUUGCUGCCGCCCAAGGACGACGAUUAGCCCCCCGUCCAUGUCCUUCGGAUGGUAGCAGCAGCAUUACAAUGACUAUUAUGUUAAUCGCCGUG